This is a messenger RNA of Ixodes scapularis (black-legged tick), 4318 nucleotides long. RefSeq lists its product as uncharacterized. The transcript has a single exon. Lineage: Eukaryota; Metazoa; Arthropoda; Arachnida; Ixodida; Ixodidae. The record is from RefSeq and is a predicted model, not a curated record. Bases 1 to 4260 code for a protein of 1419 amino acids.
AUGAACCUCGACUGCUACGCGGCCGACCCGCCCACGGCGGCGUCGUCGCCCAGGGACCUGUCCACGCCGCCGACGUCGGCCUCCCACGUCGGCGACGCCCUCGGGUGCGGGUCGGGAGACGAGGAACCGCUCGCCUACCAGGCCGACCUGAGUCGUGCGAGCGGCGACGAGCCGCGGGCCAAGAAGCGACGGAAACAGAGCAACCCCGUGCGCUACCACACGUCCCCCGUGGCGCUACCUGAAGGUCUGGAAGACCUCGCCGCCGCGGCGAUGGACGCGGGUGCGGCGCCGUCCGACGAAGACGGCUGCCCCGAAGAGACGUCUCUGGCGCCCAGUUCCCCGCAGGAUGACGCGGUGGAUACCGGGGUGCUGAACCUGGAGAGCAAGCGAAGACGGAGAGAUGAGGCGAAUGGCGACGGCGAUGACUGCAGCGGGCUACGUUGUCAUCACUGCAACGCUGUGUUUGCGGGCGACGACCAGCUCCGGCUUCACAUAGAGGAAGAGCACGUGCAGAAGUUGCUCGAGAAACAGCUCCAGCAGCAGGCCAGUUACAACCGAGCGUACGUGAGCCAUAUGGGCGGCGACAACGGCGGCGCCAAAACGCCGAUGGACUUACAGAAUCCUCCGCCGUUCCUGGACCGCAAGCCGACCACCAGCCCGGCGGAGUUCGCCAAGAACCACCCGUUCCCUUUUCCGGCCAUGCCUCCGCUGAUUCCCAUCUCGCAGAGUGGCAACGAAGUGAAGCCAGGGUCCAUGCCCGUCUCGCUCAGCAUGUUCCCCAACCCGAUGGCGCCGUUUCUUUUUCCGAUGCUGCAGCAGGGACAGAACCCGUCCACUCCGAUGCCCAACGGCAGCUCGGGACCCGCCGGGAACAUGCGCAUCUUCAACCCGGAGGCGUUCUGUGAGCUGUGCAACAAGGAGUUUUGCAACAAGUACUUCCUAAAGACUCACAAGGCUAACAAACACGGCAUCUAUUCCGUCGAGUCCUUGGUAAGUUCUCCGUACGCCCCGGGGUUCUUCUCGCCUGGCCUGAGCAGCCCGUUGCCCAUGCACCCGAUGCUGCAGGCGCCCAUGUCCGAUCCCAGCCUCGGCGCUCGGCAGGGCAUCAUCAACAUGGAGUCCUUCUGUGAGAUCUGCCAGAAAGAGUUCUGCAACAAGUACUUCCUCAAGAAGCACAAGCAGAAGAUACACGGUAUCGUUGACCCGUCGCAGCAGAAUUCAAACUCGGCGGACAGCUCCAGCGACCGCAAGACAAGCUCAUCUCCGACCGGCGUCACAGGCCAGGAACUGGCAGUGUCCACGGCAGCGGCGUCGGCAGUAGCCACCAGCGUGGCGGAAAAGAACGGCAACCCCGCGUCUCAGGAGCCGCAGCAGCAGCAACAGCCGCCGCACCCGGCAGACCCGUUCCGAAUGGACUUCGCCAGCAUCUACCCGGGUGUGAAUGGAAGAUUCAGCAUGCCCAGCCUGACGCCGCCCACGGGGACGCUGGUGACGUCGGCUUCCAGCCACUCGCCGAUCGUCAGCUCUUCCGUGAGCGGCGACCCGAAGUCGCUCCCGGCGUUCUUCAACCAGAACUCUUCGUCGAGCACAGAAAGCGGCUCCACCACCGUGUUCACGCCGGAGAAGCUUCGGGAGAUGGGGGUCAUCAACGCGGAGGCCUUCUGUGAGAUUUGCUGCAAGGAGUUCUGCAACAAAUACUUCCUCCGCACCCACAAGCAGAACAAGCACGGCAUUCAGAUGGUGGACUCACCGCUCAGGCCCCCGGGUCUGGGCCCACCACAGGCCGGUGGGCCGUUGGCCCUCAUGCCGCCGGUGGCGUCCAUGGCCACGCCGGCUGGCUUGACCGGCCCCCAGGAUGCGCCAGAGAACUUGACGGCUCCCUCAAGAACAGCGGGAGGCGGGACCAGUCCGGAAUCCGCACUGCUCAGGUCCACCUUCGCCAGCGAUUUCGAACCGACAGCGGACCUGACCUGCGAGAUCUGCAACAGGCCUUUCUCCAGCCAGUACCUGCUGAAGAUGCACAAGUUCUACACCCACAACGUUCCGUACGUGAAGGAAGAGGACGACGAGUCCAAGCCGUCCUCGCCCAGCGGAGGGCCCAAUCAGGCCGCGGCACAGAGCAGGGACGGGGCGCCGCGGGACGGUGCCGAUGCCUUGAGGAUGGGCCGGCAGCCCGACGGCGGCGCCUCUUCCUGCCAUACGGAUGACGCUGCCAGCCAGGACCUGCAGAAGCUGCAGAGCAUGAUCCGGGACCUGACUGCCUCCAUCGCCAACGAGAACAAGGUCGGCUGUAGCGUGUGCCGCGCUGAAUUCGACAACAAAUACUUUCUCCGCGCCCACAUGAUGAACGAGCAUGGCGUGCUGCUUAACGAGGACGGCAGCAGCAUGGCCGCCGGUGACGGAUCUUCCAGCUCGCAGCACAGGACACCGAUGGAGCUACCUCCGCCACCGUUUUCAUCCAUCGCUUUUCCGUCUCCUGUCUUCGACUCUGAGGCAUUUUGUGAGAUCUGCCAGAAAGAGUUCUGCAGCAAGUACUUCCUCAAGACCCACAAACAGAAUAUCCACGGCAUCAGCAUGGAGUUGGAUUCCCCGAUGGCGCCCAAGAAGGACGACGCCCAGCCUCCCAAAGUCCCGCCUGCCAGGGCGAACGGACCGCUCCUGGCAUUGCCGCCGCCACCACUGUCUUCCAUGCCGCUGCCGUUGGUUCCGGUUCCCGAGAGGGGCAGGAGCCAAGUGACGGGCCGGAACUAUUGCAACAUCUGCAACAAGGAACUGUGCAACAAGUACUUUAUGAAGACUCACAUGCUCAAGAUGCACGGCAUCAACCUGGAUGAACACCCGGCAGACGCCGCCCGCAACAGCAUCAUCGGCGGCGUGACGUGCGAGAUCUGCCAGAAGGAGCUGUGCAGCAAGUACUUCCUCAAAGUGCACAAGCAGAACACGCACGGCAUCCUCGAAGAUCCAGCCAAAGAGAACUCCAACCACAGCUCGGCGAGCGGCGAGAAGGGCAAUGAACUGGUCCUCUACCAGCCGGGUGAGGUGGGCGAUGCGAACAGCCGGAGCUUCAACCACUACACAGAGGUGUGCCCGCUUUGCGACCGGCGCUUCAAGAGCAUCAAGUGGCUCAAGACGCACAUGGUGAAUGACCACAGCGACAUGCUCAAGGAGAACGUGUACAGCCGCAUGGACACGGUUCCUCCCGGAGCGGUCAAGCUGUGCAUCAUCUGCGGCCAGGGGUUUCCGGACAAGGUGGCCCUUCAGAUUCACCUCAUCAAAGACCACCGCACCACGACCGAGGAGCUGGGCCUGAUGAACACCUCGCCCACGGCGGCCGCCUCAGACCCACUGGUUGCGCUGGCUCAGGACCCGGUGAAGCUGAACGGCGCCGCGGCGCACCCGGCCGACCGGGCCGCCCACGUCUUCAAGCGGCCGGGCGUGUCCGGUGGCGGUGGCGGCAGCACCCGCAUUUACCACUGCUCCUACUGCGUCUAUUCUACGCGAUGGCUUUCCAACCUCUACGCGCACGAAAAGAGGCACACGGGAGUCAACCUGGAAGGGGAGAAGCGCUUCGUCUGCCGCAUCUGCCACCGCGCCUACCGCUACAACCACUCCCUCCAGCGCCACCUGCUCAACCACCGGGCGGCGGGGCUCUCGGCCGCCUCCGCGGCCAGGCCACCCAAGACGCAGGACCUACCGCAAGACCUGUCCUCUGCAGACCCGGCCAAGUCGUCCUGUUCGCAGCCGCAGCCGCCGAGCAAGGUCAAGUGCUACCGGUGCAGCAAGUGCAACCGCAAGUUCCGCUCGCGGGAACUCUGUCUGGCCCACAUUUACACGGCGCAUGACGCCAAGAGGCCCCACAAGAGCGGCCGGCCUUUCCGCUGCCGCAUCUGCGGCUUCGCCACGAGAGCCUGGAACAUCCUCAAGAUACAUAUCAUGAAGCAGCACCAGGAGGAUGCCUCCGAGGACAAGUCCUUGGGCAGCCAGCCAGACGGCACGCCCGCCGGGCCGGUGGACGAAGACGGCAGUAAGCCCACCAGGACCCCCACGCCGACCAAAGGCGGCGGGCAGCUCCCCAUGACGUACGCCAUGCCUCAGAGUCCGCCGACGGCCGGGACGUUCAUUAUGCAGCCGUUCCUCAUCGAGCAGCCGGAGUCCAAGGACGCCAAGAACGACACCUUCGUGCCGUCGCUCGUCUACCUGCCGGUCUGCCAGAAGGUGUCACAGCCCAUGACAGUCGCGUUCACGCUAACACCCGCCUGAGUUCGCGCCACGCGGCCAACCCCGAAGCCCUUGUCGUCGCCUCCUCCGGCGGAACCAA